Messenger RNA from Phytophthora sojae, 1077 nucleotides. RefSeq lists its product as hypothetical. The transcript is spliced from 2 exons. The coding region runs from base 1 to 1077 and encodes 358 amino acids. The record is from RefSeq and is a predicted model, not a curated record. NCBI's taxonomy places the organism in Eukaryota, Oomycota, Peronosporomycetes, Peronosporales, Peronosporaceae.
AUGCGUCCAUGGACCGCGUACGCUCGAUGCACCGGAGUAUUCUGGAGAGUGUCGACCAAGUGCAAGACCGAACCAGCAAGAUAUUGCAAGGCACAGCAGGAAAAGGAUCUACUACGAGCAUUCCGAGCGCGGUUGUACAGCGUGCAGGAGGAGCUUGAGUCGGAGAAGAACAAGACUGACGAUGGAGCGUCUGCGUGGAUUGAGAAGAGCAAACAGCUCGAAACCGAGGUGGAGUGGACGAAAGAGCUGGCCGAUCGGCUCGAUCGACUCAACCAGAGCUUGACUCGAGAGAACCAGCGACUGAAGACGCAGUUCUCCACCCAAGAGAACGACCGCGAGUUCCUCGUCAAGCAGCUCGUGACGGUGAAGAAGGACAACGUCUCGCUGCGGACAGAGAUCGAUGCAUUGCGUCAGCAGCUGGAUCAGCUUAAGGAGGCGGCACAGCCGCAGCAGCAGCCACACCACCACCCGCAGUCUCAAACUUUGUUCGCCACGGCCUCGACCAGUUCUCUGCCGAAAGUCCACUACCGCGACUCCAUGACGAGUCUCGCGCUGGCCGGCCACCAGCAGCGGCCCAACACUGCCGGCGUCAACACUCUAGCACUAGCCUCCGACGGCGACAACCGGUACAAGGAGAUCAUCAAGCGUCUGAAGCGACUGCUGGAGGUGGAGCGGCGGAACCUGCAGCAGGUGCGCACGGCCUACAAGCUCGAGCUGCAGAACCACACGGAGCUCGAGAUGAUCCUCAAGGAGUGCGUCCAAGACGUCCGAGGCGAGAUCGCGCACGUCUCGCAGCUGCCGCUCGUCAUGCCGCACAGCAGCAGUAGCAGCAGCAGCUUGCUGGGCAGUCCGCAGCACCGACAUGCCGAGACUCGCCUCAACUCUGCGGAGCGACAGCGGCUGAUCGAGAGGCUGCUGGAGAAGGAGCAAUUGCUGAGUCUUCUCACGGCCAAGGCGUUCCCCGUGCGCAACGGCAAGCGCCGAGGAGACCCGCUGCUCACGGGCGAGGCCGUUUCGCCAGAAGAGGUGGCCAGGCUCCUGACGGACGUGGCGAGUUUCAGCGACGGCAGGCAGUAA